ACCCCGAUUCCAACCCUAACCCGGUCGGCGGUCGCCAUGGCGGAACCGCCGCCGCCCCUCCCGCAUCUUCUCCUGCCCACCGGGGAUCCUCCUCUCCUGGUUGUCCUUCCUGCUGCCGCCGGACCUGUAGCCGCUGCCCCUCCCGCAUCUUCUCUCGUCGCGGCCGGCCGUGAAGAUGCAGCUCCCGCCGGCGACGGCCGCGUCAGCCGCGGAUCCCGUCGCCACCGGCCGUGAAGCUGCAGAUUCCGUCGCAGCCGGCCCUGUAGAUGCUGCUCCUCUCGUUGCCGGCGCAUCAGCUUCUGCUCCUCCCGUCGCCGGCCCUGCGGAUCCCGCUGCCACCGCCGCUGCACCGGCUGCUGGACUUCGAGCUCCAGCCGGUGGACCUCCAUCCAGCGCCCCUAAAGCUGCAGGUCGUCGAGCUCCAGUUAUCUCCCUUAUAGGCACUGGACCUCCAGCUCCAGGCGCCUCCCUCACUUCCGGUGAGGAUGUGGCUUCUUCGACAUCUCCACAAUCCCCACCACGAAUUCCUGCAAUAAGGAUGGACCAGGCAUCAACAUGUGUGCUAGAAGUUAGGAUAUGUAGCAGUCAUCGUAACUUCAGCGGAGGUUUUUCCUUCAGUUGGAGCAUUGAUUUGCAUGUUAUCACUACUAUGAAGGGGUUUGUAGAUGCUAUUUCUGCACAAUGUGGGUACAAUUGAAUUGAUGACGGUGUCACUAUGGAGGUGAAAAUCCAUGAUGAAGAACAUAAUUGUCACAGCACAAGAAAAAGUGAUAACCUGAAGGCUGCUUCAAAGUCUUGGAUAUGUUCCAAGGUAAUUGAUUUGGUAAAAGAAGAUCCUAGUGUGACAUCAAUGGAGCUACGAAGGAGGUUGCAUCACAAGUACAAGAUUUGGAUCCGUUAUGACAAACUUUACACCAAAGCGACGCAAGGGCAAGUCGAAGGCAAAGGUGAUCCCAGCUGCAGCGGACAGCCCCGCAAGGAAGAAAAGGCAAGCAAACAGCCCGGCUAUGGCCACUCGUAGCAAGAAAAAACCGAAAGUGUGAACUUGUUUAUUUCUAUGACAUUUGUGGACUUGUUUUCUUGUCCUGGACAUUGGUCUCUUUUGUGCACUUCAAUUUCUUGUACUGGACUAUGA
Triticum aestivum (bread wheat) is the source of this 1135-nucleotide messenger RNA. RefSeq names its product atherin. The coding region runs from base 176 to 697 and encodes 173 amino acids. The transcript has 3 exons. Lineage: Eukaryota; Viridiplantae; Streptophyta; Magnoliopsida; Poales; Poaceae. The record is from RefSeq and is a predicted model, not a curated record.